This is a messenger RNA of Tribolium madens (black flour beetle), 3354 nucleotides long. Its product is annotated as A disintegrin and metalloproteinase with thrombospondin motifs 3-like. Gene Ontology annotation, molecular function: metalloendopeptidase activity. NCBI's taxonomy places the organism in Eukaryota, Metazoa, Arthropoda, Insecta, Coleoptera, Tenebrionidae. Gene Ontology annotation, biological process: proteolysis; extracellular matrix organization. The record is from RefSeq and is a predicted model, not a curated record. The transcript has 15 exons. Gene Ontology annotation, cellular component: extracellular matrix. Bases 1 to 3306 code for a protein of 1101 amino acids.
AUGUGUACGCUGUUGGUCGUAAUUGCAAUCUUCUCGGGCGCCGAUUCCAUCAGCCCGUCCCUCCAAUUUUGGUCGAACUCUCGCUUUUUUGACGCGUAUUCUGAGAUUGUUUACCCCCGAAUCUUCGAAAGAACAAUUCGUAUACGCCGUGACAUCUACAGCAACGUUUACAUGCAGGAAUCGAGAAAAUUAAAAGUGAUGGAGGUAGGAGAUUGGACCUUAGAACUUAAUUCUGAAAGUAAUUUGGUUGUGGCGCCUGCCCUGCGGACCGAAUGGGUCGACAGUAAUGGCAACGUUACCUUCAAGGAUCUUCAUCAAUGUGAUUAUAAAUUAGGGGUAGUUAGUAGCCUUGAGACGUUCUCGAGGGUUGCGGUGACAUUUUGCGGACGUUAUGUAAUCGGAUACAUCGCUGUGGGUGACUUGGUGUUUUUCCUGCAACCGACCAAUGGGACCCAAGGAGAGCAUCGGCUCUACAGUAAAAGUCGUCUAAAACGCCAUUCUGACGACAUUUACUUUGAGCCACCCCAACCAGAACAGUGGCUUUUUAAUUUAACGGGAGACGUGAUCGACAUAGAAGGGAACGUUGGAUCUAUACGAGAUAACGCAACUGAAGAUGACCUAGAAAGUAUUGUAGAAGAGAAAUUUCCUACGUCUCCCCAUUUAAGCUGGCGUCGCGAACAAUUAGAAGACGAAGAGUUGGGAUAUUUUUAUGAUACGGCUUGGACAGCUGACUCCCCAAAAACUCGUAAAUCUGGAGGAUCUCGCUUGCCCCCGAGAUGGCUGGAAAUUGCACUCGCUGUUGACCAUACCCUAAUACAGUUUCAUGGGAAGGAUAAAGUCGAGCAGUAUGUCCUGGCCUUGAUGAAUAUUGUGAAUGCUAUCUACCAGGACCCAUCCUUGGAGGCCAACAUGCGAUUAGUCGUGACGAGAUUAUUACUUUACGAGCACCGGAAGCAAUCAAUCGUGCGUCCAGGCGAUGCGAAGAAAUCCCUCGAAAACGCCAAUAGUUGGAAUAAUCGUCUUCACAUGUCCUUGGCUCCGGGGGAGCCUCAUCACGAUGUCGCCGUCUGGUUGACUCGUUUGGACAUCGGGGGUCCUUCAGGCUACGCCCCUGUUGCUGGAGCUUGUGAUCCCAAGAGAAGUUGCGCUUUGAACCGAGACGAAGGUCUGACAAGUGCCUUCAUCAUAGCCCACGAAAUGGCUCAUGUCUUAGGUCUAAGUCACGACGGCGAUAAGAAACACUCUAAUCACUGCGGAGACGAAUCGGCCAAAGGAAGUGUAAUGGCCCCUCUGGUGGCCGCCACGUUCCAUCAGUUUUUCUGGUCGCAAUGCUCGAGAAAUGAGUUCAAAAAAAUCGUCAAGAAAUGGACGUGUUUAUCGAAUUCGCCGGCUACAAACGGAGAAAUUGUUUUAAAUGCUACUCUACAGAACGCUUUCAGCAUGGAUGAGCAAUGCCGAAUGGAGUUCGGCGACGGAUUUAGUUUGUGCAGGGCAUUUGAUAUAAUAGAACCGUGUUCACAUCUGUGGUGCGGCCACGAAAGGGCUCCUCUAGUUUGCAAGACCAAGAAAGGAUCUCCUUUAGAAGGCACGCAAUGUGGAUUCAAUAAGUGGUGUUGGAACGGGUAUUGCGAAGAUAUGGAUAAAAAAAAUUCUGGUCAUAUCCCCAUAAUACUGAAUCCGCAGGACGGAGGGUGGAGUAACUGGAGUCCCUGGGGCCCAUGUUCGAGAUCUUGCGGUACGGGAGUUCAAUUCCAAAUAAGGAAAUGUAAUAAUCCCACUCCCUCACACGGUGGGAAUAACUGCGAGGGAGUAGCGGAAAAAUGGAGAAUAUGUAACAAUAAGCCAUGUCCCGAGCCGCUGGGGGAUAUGAGGGCUCAGCAGUGUAAACGACUGCCUAAAUUAUUGGAUCUGAGUGAAACGCGAGUAGGAAAUAUGACUUGGUUACCAUACGAGAGCGAGGAUCUGGAUAAGAAGUGUAAGCUGAUUUGUAUCAGCGAAAAUACGAAAGAACUGUUCGAGAGUUCGGAGAAUUUAAUCGACGGGACGCCUUGUUCAUAUGAAAACUCGGACAACAUUUGUAUUCAAGGCAUCUGUCAGUUUCUCGGUUGCGACGGUCAAUUAUUCUCUAAAGUGAAAACCGAUAUGUGUGGAGUUUGCGGCGGAAAUAAUUCCAAUUGUUCCAAUAUAGAAUCGAUUUUCCGGCGAAAGCUCAAGAGAGAAGUUAGCAGAGUUGCUGUUUUGCCGCGAAUGGCAACAAGAAUCAAAUUAGAAGCCAAUGUCAGCAUGCAUAAUCAGGACGAACCUUCCGUCGCGUUUAUCCUGAAAAAUCGCAGAAAAAAGAAAUACACGAUUACCGUCCCUAACACGGGAUUACGGACAGAUAUCAUCGAAGGCACGAAAUUCUAUUACGAGAAAACCAAAAACAAACACAAGAUUUGGGCUAAUGGUCCAGUUCUAGCCGAAAUGGUGAUCCUCGUAUACGCUCCAAUUAGUGAGAUUGAGGAGGGCUUGAACGUGUCUCUCCGCUCAGAAUACAUCAUUAACAAAGAUGUAUCUAUUUCGUCGACUAGAUUUAAGUGGAUAUUGGGUGGUUGGGGUCCAUGUUCAGCGAGUUGUGGCGGCGGCCGCCGGCAAAAGACCGUUGCCUGUUGGGAUAACCACAAUCAGAAGUUAGUAAGAAGAAAACACUGCUCUUUGAUGACGAAACCAACUUUGACAACUGAGAAAUGCAAUACGUUCGAUUGUCAUUUUCAGUGGGUUUCCGGAAAAUGGGAACCUUGUAGCGCGACGUGUGGCUUAACCGGAGUUCAACAUAGAGAAAACUAUUGCGUACCUCAAGCCAUGCUAAAUAAAAUUAAUUUUUCGAAUAAUACAUGGCGAUAUAUGGUAAAUCCGAAGAAAUGUCUAGGAGUUACCCCUCUGUCUAAACGUCCAUGUAACAGAAUUCCGUGUUUGUCCUACUGGACUUACGGUGAAUGGUCACAGUGUUCCGAAAGCUGUGGAAAAGGAUUAUCUUUUCGUUCGUCGUAUUGUCCUCCACCGGAAAACCAGCACUUUUACACGUGUGGCGAAGCACCUCCACCCAGCCAGAAACGGCAUUGUCAAAAUCACACCAAAUGGACGAAUCUCGCUUGCAAAAAACGAAGGCACAAACCGUGUCUCGAGGAUAAAUCAGAUUUCUGUUCUUUGGAGAUUUUGGCAAAGUAUUGUAAAGUUGGGGGUUUCAGAAGAAUGUGUUGCAAGUCUUGUGCUAACUUUAAAUUAAUCAGUUUUAUAAAUAUAAAAAGCAACAGCACUAUUACAUAAUAUGUAUUAUUCAAUUGUGCUAAUGUUUGUUUGUACAAUAAAACUUUC